AUGUCAUUGGUCAUACAGCAAAAGGUGAUUUCUUUGACAAAGCCUAUAAGAGAAGAAGCCGUAACCAGCCUUUAUCGUAGCACAUUCCCAAGAAGCCUUGCAAUUGCAGACAUGGGUUGUUCUUCAGGACCAAAAACUUUGUUCGUGGUUUCAGAAACUAUCAAGGUUGUGGAAAUGCUUUGCCAAGAGCUGAACCUGAAAUCUCCGGAAUACAAGGUGUUUUUGAAUGAUCUUCCUGGAAAUGAUUUCAACAACAUCUUUAAGUCCCUUGACAACUUCAAAGAGAAACUAAGUGAUGAAGUGAAAUCUAGGAUAAUUGGUCCAUGCUACUUCUAUGGGGUUCCUGGUUCUUUCUAUGGCAGGGUUUUUCCUAAUCAAAGUCUGCAUUUUGUCCAUUCCUCUUACAGCCUUCAUUGGCUAUCUAAGGUUCCUGAGGCAGUAGACAACAAUAAGGGCAAUAUUUACAUAUCCAGCACAAGCCCCUCAAAUGUUGUCAAGGCUUACUACAAGCAGUUCCAAGGAGAUUUCUCUGUUUUUCUCAAGUGCCGUGCCGAGGAACUAGUUGAAGGGGGUCAUAUGGUCCUAACAUUCGUGGGAAGAAGGAGUGACAAUCCAUGUAGCAAAGAGUGUUGCUACAUUUGGGAACUAUUGGCUACAACUCUUAAUGAUUUGGUCAUGCAGGUAGAUCCCAAAUAAUUGGAACAAAUUUA
Molecule: messenger RNA, 710 nt
Organism: Lotus japonicus
Lineage: Eukaryota; Viridiplantae; Streptophyta; Magnoliopsida; Fabales; Fabaceae
Product: S-adenosyl-L-methionine:benzoic acid/salicylic acid carboxyl methyltransferase 3-like
Exons: 2
Coding region: 1-696 (231 amino acids)
Biological process (GO): methylation
Molecular function (GO): S-adenosylmethionine-dependent methyltransferase activity
Source: RefSeq, a predicted model, not a curated record